CUUCAGCUGAUCCCACUUUUAUUUUUUUUCCCAUGAAUUCUCCCCAAAUAUGUAAAAGUUACAGCAGAAAUCCUUGUCAACAUGUUAGAUGCACAACUCAAAAGAUAACAACUGUUCUGAAAUACAUAGACUACAACACAAUAUUGAACACCACAAAAUAUUUUUGGUAGAAGCAUAAGGCUGGGAAAUCAAUUCAAGAUGGCGGAGUCGGGAGUCCCUGUAAUAGAGUUUCACAUGAUGGACAAAAGUAGAUAUUUUCCAUUAGCUGCAUUGAGCGGAAUAACUAUACGAACGUUACUCUAUCCUUUCACGUUAGUUAAAACCAGGAUACAGUUACAAAAAGGGAAGACAGUAUAUAAAGGAACAUUUGAUGCAUUUAGGAAAAUAUACCUUCAUGAAGGUAUGAAAGGCUUAUAUAGGGGCUAUUGGGUCACUCAGUUACAGAUUGUUCCACAAAUGGCAUAUAUUUCAACAUAUGAGAAUGUGCGAACUUAUCUUGCUGAUAACACACCUCUAACAAAUAAUAAAAUUAGGUCAUUCAUAGCCGGUGGAUCAGCAUCAUGUGUUGGUCAGACCUUCAUAGUGCCAAUCGACAUUGUAUCGCAGUAUUUAAUGAUGCUUGGAAAAGGCAAGGGAGUUCAUAAAUCCAAGGUAUCACACCUUAUUCCAUUAAAUAUACCUCAUGGGGCUACAGAGUCUCGUUUUGGGGCAUUCUUUGCCAUUACGAGAGCAAUAUAUAUGCGUGAUGGACUAUUAGGAUUCUACAAAGGUUACUUAGCAUCUCUUGCAGUAUACGCACCUAAUAGUGCUGCAUGGUGGUUCUUCUAUGACAUCUAUUGUGGUCUUCUGGCAGAUGUGGCUCCUGAUAAUGUUCCAAGGCUAGCAUUACAGUGCAUUGCUGCACCUAUGGGAGGCGUAUCAUGUGCCUUUUUGACAAACCCACUGGAUAUUGUAAGAGCUAGAAUCCAAGUACAACGAGGCUCGUUUCUUGAGACCACAAGAACUUUGAUACAAGAGGAACAAAUAGGAGUGUUUACUAAAGGCCUCUCAGCCAGGAUUAUCCAAUCAGUGACAUUCUCAUUCUGUAUAAUUCUUGGAUAUGAGAGUAUCAAACGUCUUAGUCUAUUGGAUGAAUACAAGGACACUGUGCGAUGGUGAUCUAUAUUGUAUUAGGAGAUCGUAAGAUGUUGAUCUAUAUUUUACAAGGAAAGUGUAUGAUUUUGAUCUAUAUUUUGCAAGGACAGUGUAUAUGAUGGUGAUCUAUAUUGUACAAGUACAGUGUGUGAUGGUGAUCUAUAUUGUAGAAGGACACUAUAAUGGUGAUCUUUAUUGUAAUAUGGUGAUCUGUAUAUUGUACAAGGACAUGGUAUUAUGGCACACAUCACAAUAUGCUAUGGUGAAAUGUUGUAGAUGGAGAAUGUAUAAUGGUGAUC
Messenger RNA from Owenia fusiformis, 1433 nucleotides. NCBI's taxonomy places the organism in Eukaryota, Metazoa, Annelida, Polychaeta, Sabellida, Oweniidae. The record is from the annotation of a GenBank genome assembly.